Molecule: messenger RNA, 414 nt
Organism: Diatraea saccharalis (sugarcane borer)
Lineage: Eukaryota; Metazoa; Arthropoda; Insecta; Lepidoptera; Crambidae
Source: the annotation of a GenBank genome assembly
AUGUCACAGAAAAGGUUUUGCGGUCUUCGAUUGGGUGCUGUAGGAUGUGUUAUGGGAAUAAUAUUCUUCUUAAUAGACAGAAGCAUAGCUGCUUUAGAUGGCUAUGCUCCUGGAGAAGACUACCCCAUUUAUACUGAAGUACCCAAUGGCUUGUCAUUUACAUGUGAUGAUAAAAUACCUGGUUACUACGCUGACCCAGAGACCAUGUGCCAGGUGUGGCAUUGGUGCGUUCCCGGUAUUGGCGGCAACACGAUGUACUCUUUCAUCUGUGCCCCUGGUACUGUAUUCAACCAGAGAUCGAGGGUGUGCGAUUGGUUCUUUAAGGUGGAUUGUCCCAAUGCGCCUUCUGACUAUGGAAUUAAUAAUGACCUUUACAAAGAUGAGGAAGGCAACUUUAUUGCUGGGAAAAAGUAG